AUGGCAUCUACCAUCACUUUUGAAAAUCAUCGACCCGGGUUCUCCGAGAAAAUUGAAAACUUUUUCCGCACCACGGAAAACAUCUACGAAACUUCGGGCGGUAAAUCGACUGGUCUUCCGGGUGGCCUGGGUGCCGGAGCUCCAGGCAUUGGUCGCCCCUUUCCAAGCCGACUGGCCGGCUUCGUUCGCGACAGCUACGAACUGUACGUGGAAGUGCCCAGCUACAAGCCAGAAGAGGUGGCCGUCACAACGCAGGACGAGCUGAUCAUCAUCAGCGGCAAACACGAGGAGAACCACCCGGAGUUUGGCUACCAGAGCAAGGAGUUCACGCACAAGUACACGCUGCCGAAGAACAUCGACAAGGAGCGCAUGACGUGCGUCUUCAAGGAGCGCGGCUACCUCAAGAUUGAGGCGCCCUUUGUCCACCCUGAGGAUCCCAGCUCGCGCCAGAUUCCCAUCAAAAUAGUGAACACCCCAGUGCUGAGCAUGCCCAAGACGUCCUCCAGCUCUUCGGUGAACACAAACGGAACGGCGGCCACUGCAGCCACCGCCACCACCACCACCACCAGCACCGCCAGUGUCAGUCACGUGUGA
Rhagoletis zephyria (snowberry fruit fly) is the source of this 594-nucleotide messenger RNA. NCBI's taxonomy places the organism in Eukaryota, Metazoa, Arthropoda, Insecta, Diptera, Tephritidae. The record is from RefSeq and is a predicted model, not a curated record.